Cutaneotrichosporon cavernicola is the source of this 867-nucleotide messenger RNA. RefSeq lists its product as uncharacterized. Gene Ontology annotation, biological process: iron-sulfur cluster assembly. Gene Ontology annotation, molecular function: 4 iron, 4 sulfur cluster binding; iron ion binding. The transcript is spliced from 3 exons. The record is from RefSeq and is a predicted model, not a curated record. NCBI's taxonomy places the organism in Eukaryota, Fungi, Basidiomycota, Tremellomycetes, Trichosporonales, Trichosporonaceae. Gene Ontology annotation, cellular component: mitochondrion. The coding region runs from base 1 to 867 and encodes 288 amino acids.
AUGCGUUCCGCCAUCGCUUCCUCAUCUCGCAUCGCUGCCAACACCCUCCGCCCACCACGGGCUCGCGCCGCUGUGCGUGCGUUGUCUACUACGGCCCGUAUCGCUGCUCCGCGGGUCGGCAUGGUGCGCGGCGUCGACUUUGGACGCGUUGCCAUGCCCCAUUUGCUUCAGCAGCAGACCCGCACCAUGUUUAUCCAGACCGAGACGACCCCCAACGAGGCCUCGCUCAAGUUCAUUCCCGGGGUCGAAGUCAUGCUCAACGGAGGCUCGCAGGAGUUCCUCGACAUCCGGAGCGCGCUUGCCUCCCCUCUCGCGACGCGGCUGCUCAACGUCGAUGGCGUGGUCGGCGUCUUCUUCGGACCCGACUUUGUGACAUGCUCCAAGGACGAAAGCUACAACUGGAGCGUGCUCAAGCCCGAGGUCUUUGCGAUUCUCAUGGAGCACUUUGCGAGCGGCGCCCCGCUGUUCAAGGAGGGCCACGAGUCGUCUGGCGCCGAGGACACGCGCGUGCUCGACACGGACAGCGAAGUCGUGGCUAUGAUCAAGGAGCUGCUCGAGACGCGUGUGCGCCCGGCCAUUAUGGAGGACGGUGGCGACAUUGAGUUCCGCGGGUUUGACGAGGACAGCGGUAUCGUGCAGCUCAAGCUCAAGGGGUCUUGCCGUGGCUGCAGCUCGAGCGAGGUCACGCUCAAGAACGGUAUCGAGCGCAUGCUCAUGCACUAUGUUCCCGAGGUGCAGAGCGUCGAGCAGUUCCUGGACGAGGAGGAGCGUAUCGCUCUCGACGAGUUCAACAAGCUUGAGGCCCGCCUCUCCAAAGACAAGAAGCAGGCCGAGGCCAACCCAAUGGCGCAAUUCAUGUCGCCAUAA